This is a messenger RNA of Anguilla rostrata (American eel), 7393 nucleotides long. Its product is annotated as protocadherin alpha-C2-like. Lineage: Eukaryota; Metazoa; Chordata; Actinopteri; Anguilliformes; Anguillidae. Gene Ontology annotation, molecular function: calcium ion binding. The transcript is spliced from 4 exons. Gene Ontology annotation, cellular component: plasma membrane. Bases 1778 to 4600 code for a protein of 940 amino acids. Gene Ontology annotation, biological process: homophilic cell-cell adhesion. The record is from RefSeq and is a predicted model, not a curated record.
UUUCUGUUGAUGCGGUUUUAUAUGUUGUUUUCUUUGGUUUUUUGUUUAUGGUAUACCAAAGUCGUUUGCUUAGAUCGUUUUGGCUUUCAUAUUUUAUGCAGAAUUAAAUAAAGUUUAGUGAAUUAAAUUUAGCAAGCCAUCUGUGCGAAAUGUACAUAUCUGUCCUGUCAUUUACUAUCCGUCCUUUUAAAGAGUUAUUCUUCAUUGAAGAUUUUUGUCCUGCUCAAAUAUGUCAGUCUUUUUACUAAUUCUGUAAGCAUUAACACGACCUGGUGAAAUAUCUCAUUUGAGAGCACGUUUCCAUCAUAACACGGUACAGAACACGUUUCAGAGCUAAAUUAAUUUGCGUUUUAGAUCAAUCUUCAGUGAAAUCACAUGCAAUUUGAAAUUGGUACACAGUGAGCCCGAUUGGCCAUCAGUUUUAGAAACCAUCGCGCUGUUUGCUGAAACGAGUCGAAGAAGGUCGAGUAAUCGAACCAUGGUAAUGAUUUUUUUAUGACGAUGCACUUAUAUUAAUACCUGUUGAGAUACGUGUGUUGCCCACUGUUCGGUAAAUGUAAUCCCCAUAUUACGAAUACUGUGCUUGGGGGAAAAAAAAAAAAAAAAAAAAACAUUUUUACACAUACGAAAACAGCCCAUCCUUAGCCGAAACAAAGGGGCCUAGGUCCUUCAGUUGAGAGAGACGCUCCAAGUAGACUUUUUAAUUUUACUUUUUAUGCGUAAUUACGCGCGAGUAUUUUUAUGCAUACUAGUAAGAAAUAAUUAGUACAUUUAUUUGCAAUAUCAGUUUCUUUUGAUAGAUUUAUAGGCGUCCCCGAUAGUAACUGAGUGACGGCCCAGUGCUGGCUCACAGUUGCCACUUCAAUUGGCCCACAUACCGCCAUGGAAUGACGGCGGUGAAUCCAUCCGAAUCUGCCUGCCAGAACGCAGCUGCUACUCAGGCUUGAUGAGAUCAUCUCUCCGGUGUGAUAUGCAUUCAGGCCACGUUUGGCUCUGAAUUCGAAUCCCAUGAUAAACCUUAAAUUUGGCUGGCUGCAGUUGGGCCUCAAUACGGCUCAAAAUUACAAUGCCGCACAAAAUUAAAAUGCCGCACGUGGUUGGUUGCAUUUUGGCCACUUUUGAUCCACAGCACACUUUCCAUUGCCAUACCUGACCCUUAAGUGUCUAAACCCACGUAUAUUUGGCCCGGAAUUGUCUGCUAUCUCGGGCAUAUCUGUCAUUAUAUGACAUGCCUAAGGGAAUGACGAUCGGAGGUAUCAUAUAUGCAAACAGGAUUGUAUCACUAAUACCAUUUCGCUGUUUGUGGAGUUAACUUCCAUUUUCAUUCAGUUAACACGAAAAAAAAUUGUAAUCGCUCAUUUCAUAUAACGGUCUUUUAAUGACUGCUGGGUGUUGGCGUUUUGCUACAGUCCCAACUGUAGCUAUUUGCCACAGUUUUAUCUUGUUGUGAUUUUUGUUCAUUUAAAAAAUACGAAGGAAUUGCAAAUGCGCAAGAUUUCUUUUGACUGUAAUCAUGACAAACUUUAUUGAUAUCAGUAAGUUUGACACACGGUGUCGCUAUAGACCACAAAAAAUAGUACAUCCAGGACUCCUCCUUUUGGAGAAGAGGGUGAAGCUCACAAGCCCGGUCGCUUUGUUGCAGACACGGGCACAUAAUCAUAGUGCGGCGCAGGAUUUCGAAUAUACAUUGUUUGAAUUUAAAUGUAUCUUUUCAUUUGGAAUAUAUGAUUUGCUUUUUCCAGAGUUCAUUGGACUUCCGUGAUAAACCAGCGCAACGAUGAGCCUUUGGGAACAUACGGUUCAUGUGUGGAUUACGUGUAUUGCGUUGCUUUGUUUGCUGGGUUGGUCUUCGGCACAGACUGUGUAUUCCGUUUCGGAAGAGGUGAAUAAAGGGACAUUUGUUGGAAAUAUCGCUAAGGAUCUCAGCCUCAAUGUGCAAGAAUUGGAAUCUCGAGGGCUUCAUAUUGCAACUGGCUCAAACCAAAACUAUUUUCAGGUAAAUUUGAAAAACGGUUUUCUUUACGUUAAUGAGAGAAUAGACAGAGAGGCGCUAUGUGCGAAUUUGGCGAAGUGCUCUUUAAAUAUACAGACAAUAUUGAAUCAGCCCAUGCACCUUCACCGCAUUGAAGUAAAUAUUUUAGACAUUAACGAUAAUGCACCGUCGUUCCUGGACAAAUCAAGAGUUUUGAAUAUUCCUGAAUUGUUGGUUUCUGGGGAGAGAUUCCCUCUCCCAAGAGCUAUUGACCCCGAUGUGGGCAGCAACUCCGUAAAAACCUACAAGCUUAGUCCGAAUGAACACUUCUCACUGGAUGUACAGAGCGGUGAGGAGCAACGUGUGUCUGCUGAGUUGGUGCUACAGAAAGCUUUAGACCGAGAGAAGCAGGCUGUGAUUCAGCUCGUACUGACUGCUGUUGAUGGGGGAAAACCUCCCAGAUCCGGGACAUUACAGAUCACUGUUAAUGUAAUCGAUGUGAAUGACAAUGCGCCAGUAUUCAGCAAAUCUCUUUAUAAAGUCCGUGUUAAUGAGAAUGUAUCAGUUGGAACAAAAAUAAUAACACUUAAUGCCACAGACCUCGACGAAGGAAUGAACGGUGAGCUAGUAUAUUCUUUAGCUGAACGAGAAAGUUUAAAUCCUUCGGAUGUGUUUGCCAUUAAUUCGAUAACAGGAGAAAUCACUAUAAUAGGGAAUUUGGAUUUUGAGGAAAACUCUGCCUACGAGAUACGCGUGCAAGCUCGGGAUAAAGGUUCAACUCCAAGGAGUACUCACUGCAAAGUGUUAGUGGAAGUUAUUGAUAUCAACGACAACGAGCCGGAAAUAACAGUGACGUCACUUAUGAGCCCUAUACGAGAAGACGCUCAAAGAGGGACAGUAGUUGCUUUGAUAACCGUGACCGAUAAAGACGCUGGAAAAAAUGGACAAUUUAAUUGUGUCUUGGUUGGUGUAGUUCCUUUUAAACUGCAAUCUUCGUAUAAGAACGAUUACUCUUUAGUGGUUGACGGGCCACUGGAUAGAGAAAGCGUUUUUCAGUAUAAUGUCACAAUCAGAGCUACAGAUGAAGGGACUCCCCCUCUUUCCACCACCGCCGUUAUUACUGUACACGUUUCUGAUGUCAAUGACAAUGCCCCACGUUUUCCUGAACAAGUGAUUAACAUGUAUUUGAAAGAAAACAGUCCAGUGGGAUCUGUUAUUCAUACUAUAUCUGCAUUUGACCCAGACUCGAAAGAAAAUUCUAAACUUGUAUAUUCUAUUGUUGAAAGUUCUUCCAAAGGUGUAGCCCGGUCAUCGGCGGUCAGCGUGAACUCAGUCAGCGGAGAAAUAUAUACCCUUCAGUCGUUUAACUAUGAAGACAUAAAAACAUUCCAGUUUCUACUUCAGGCCACAGACUCUGGUGUUCCUCCACUGAGCAGCAACGUGACUGUGAACGUUUUUAUCUUGGAUGAGAAUGACAACAGUCCUGCGGUUCUCCCGCCCUAUUCUGACCAGGGCUCCGUUAAUACUGAGAACAUUCCCUAUUCUGCUGAAGCGGGAUACUUUGUGGCCAAGAUCAGGGCUGUAGACGCAGACUCUGGUUACAACGCACUGCUUUCUUAUCACAUAUCUGAACCCAAGGGAAGCAGCCUCUUCCGAAUCGGAAGCAGCACCGGGGAAAUAAGGACAAAGAGGCGAAUGAGUGACAAUGACUUGAAGACUCAUCCGUUGGUGGUUUUGAUUUCUGAUCACGGAGAGCCUUCCCUCUCAGCGACUGUGUCCAUUGAUGUUGUGGUUGUUGAAGAUGGCAGUGAUGCUGGCCUGCAGACGUCAUUCAGACAGCUGCCUGCCAAGGAGGAGACUUUCUCGGAUUUAAAUCUCUAUUUGCUUAUCGCAAUUGUUUCUGUAUCAGUUAUAUUUUUGCUGAGCCUCAUUAGUUUAAUAGCUGUUAAAUGUCUCAGGACGGACAGCGGAUUGAGCAAGUACAGCCCCCCAGUGAUCACAGCACACCCAGACGGGAGCUGGUCUUACUCCAAAUCUACGCAGCAGUAUGACGUGUGUUUUAGCUCAGACACACUGAAGAGUGACGUUGUGGUUUUUCCUGCGCCGUUUCCGCCCGCUGAUGCGGAGCUGAUUAGCAUUAAUGGAGCGGACACGUUGAAAAGGAAUCAAACGCUCCCCAGCAGUGAGAAGCCCAAGCCCCCGAAUGCAGACUGGCGCUACUCGGCCUCGCUGCGAGCUGGAAUGCAGAGCUCGGUGCACAUGGAGGAGUCCUCGGUGAUGCAGGGUGCUCAGGGGGUCCUGGUGCAGAACUGGCCCACCGUCUCCAGCGCUGCCGAUGCUGAGGGUGGCGAAGUGUCGCCUCCCGUAGGUGCGGGCAUUAACAGCAACAGCUGGCAGUUCCGCUACGGCCCGGGCCCCGGCCCCCCGCAGCACCUGAAGCCGGGCGAGGUGCCCGAGGCCUUCAUCAUCCCGGGGUCGCCCGCCAUCAUCUCCAUCCGCCAGGGCGCCGGCGACGGAGACGACAAGGGCGACUUCAUCUCCUUCGGCAAGAAGGAGGAGAAAAAGAAGAAGAAGAAGAAGAAGGGCAAGGAGAAGAAGGAGAAAGGAAAGGACGACGGAGAGGAGUAGGGAGGGGCGUUUAAUACAGAGCUACCAACUAAAGACCAAACGGCAGAGCAAAAAAAAAGAAAAAAAAAAGAAAAAAGAGAGAGAAACAAAAAAAGAAUCAAAUAUGAUGUUAAACUUGUACGUGCAGGGAGAGCUCCCUGCAUUGUUAACCCAGGGCAACAGCAUUCAAUUCCAAAUACUUCCAGAAAUUUCUGCCCUGCCAUCCUGGCACCACACACAAGGGCUGCCUGUCACAGAAGGCUUGCCUCUCUAACAGAAGGGCUGCCUCUUGAUGCUCCACAUUAAGAUGGUGCCCCUUCUAUACCACCCCCCCCCCCCCAAGAAAAAAAGAUCCCCAGAGAGGCUCUCCUUCCGGCCUGAUGUUGGCACCUCUGUCUCUCUCCUCCCGCUCGCUUCCUUCCUGUUCUCCCUGACAGGAAGGGCUCACAUUUGGCAGAGAGCUGCACGCUUGCCCUCAGUGCUUCACAUCAAUCAAAAGAUAAAAUGUAAAAAAAUAAAAUAAAAUAAAAUAAUUUUAAAAAAGGGAACAAAAGGUUAAAAUUUGCUAUUGGAGCAGGACACAUGCAGCAUUUGUAAAUAAAGCAGGAAGGAAAAGCAGCGCAGGCCCCACCUUUGAGAAGGCUGCAUCCAUGCACACUUUUUUUAAAAUUAUGUGUUCUGAGAGGGUGAUGACGUACAGCAGUCUGCACAAGAACCACUGUGCCUGACACACCCGAGGCUCCGCCCCUUAACCGAGCAGGUGUCCGCGGCGGCCUUCGUCCGCUCGAAAACCCGGGGUUGGCCAAAGGGCCCUGUGUACCAGCAUCGUACCCAGACACCCUCAGGCUGAGGGAGAGAGGAAGGAAGAGGAGUCUUAGAAAUAUUUUUCUACCCAAAGCGAAGAAGAGAGAAUAAAAGAAUUGGGGGGGGGGGGGGAACAGGUGGGAACGACAGGGUUGAAAUCUCUCCUCUCAGAGAACGCGUAGAACGAGGUUCGGUUAGACGUGGCCUGCGCUUAGAUGGCGGGGGUUGUGUGGGUCUUGUAAUAUAGCAGGAAUGUUUCUCUCUUUUUGAUUUUUGAAAAGAUUUUCCUUUUCUCUUUCGGUCGAAGCCUGAUUCCGCUCUGAAUGUUUUGUAGUUGUCCUUGGCUUCAUGGUGUUAAACGCUUCUCUCCUCGCGCGCUGUCUCUUUGCUCUUCGGUGAUCUCGGCACAUUCAAGGGGACACUCUCUCUCUCUCCUGCCCCAAGUCCCAAAGUAGGACUCCCCGCCAGAUAACCUUGAGGGUCCUGGCUUUUUUGAUAAUUUACUCAUCGAUUCCGACAGCCUCUUCACUGAACCCUAUAUGCUUUUUUUAAAACGAUGAAUAAGAGAACUGAAAAAAACAGUCCAACCACAGCUAAUCUACUCUGGCUGCCCAGCUUUGCCUGAUCUUCAGUGCUGUUUAUUUCCUGCUCAGAUUUUGAGAGAGGGGAAAGGUGCAGUCGGUUGUGUUCUCUCUUUUCAUACCAGAUUCCACAAGGGAAGUGUGCUGUGAGUCUGGAGUUUUUUUUUCAGAACUCUAUUAUGAGAGCUAAUCCACUAAUUAGUGUUUCUGAGAGCUAAUGACUAAUGACUUUUGACAAAUCAACAAGCAACAGCAUUAGGCAAGAGAGUAGUUUUCCUUCUGCCUUGGCUAGGAGGUAACAAGAGGUGGACUGCUCAACACAGUAUUGCCUUCUUCAAAUUGGUUGCUUCCUUCAAUUCACAUUAGAGUUCUGCUGCGUUUGGGUUAAUAUAAUGUAAGUAAGCAUGCCCAUCUAAACUCUAAUUUUGUAAUUAAUGACAAAUUCUAAGAAACUGGCUUUAAUCAUCAAAACAUUAUCACUUUUCGGCAAGUAUGUUGGCUGUCUUUCUUCAAGAACAGCAGCAGUCUGGGAAGACAGUUUGACAAAUUAAUAGAUAAAAAGGAGAUGCAUUUGGAACAUCAAAGUCUCUCCCUGCAAUUUCUCUCCCUUUCUGUUGGUCUGUUUCUGCAUAAACUGAUCAGUUCCACCAAGGGUGGAGUUAAGUUUCUGCUCCGCUGCUAUUGGAUGGCUUAACUGUCUGUCUGUAGACACUCACAGACUCCACAGAUCAAUACUGUCACAUCGAUGGCUGUUGCAUGUACUUAUCAGAGGAAACACAUAUUGUAUAGAAAUGUAUAUAUAGAUAGUUAUGAUUUUAUUAGUAUUAUUUUCCUUCAUUAACCAUACAAAAUAUACGUGAGCCUACAAUCUCAAAACCACGUCUACGUUUUACACAGGAAUCAUGCUCUGACGUGUCUCAGACUGACUCUAACUAACCUUAUUGAUAUGUGUAAUGCUAUAGUGUGAUGCCCUCAAUUGCAAUUCUCUCCCUUUUUUUUAAUCAACGAUUUUUUGUUUUUCGGGACAAACAAAAAAAAUAAAAAAAAUAAAAAAAACCUUUUGUGUUAGGCAUUUGACAUGAUGAUUUUACUAACACUGUAACGUGAAACUGAGUUAUGUAUGCUCCUAUGAAGAGACAUCCUCCCCUUUCUCCCUUUACAAAAUAUGAAAAACAAAAGAAAAGAAAAAAUAUAACGGCAAAAAAAGGUAGAUGUGGUGUAUAUAUGUAGUGUACGCUUGUUUAGUGGUGUAUGGUCCCAUGGACAGCACUGGGAAGCACGGUGCUGCUCUAUGCUGAACCUUAUUGUACACCUGCGCAUCCACUGUAAUGGUGUAGUAGUGACUUUUUUUAUUUCAAUGGAUACUGUGGUAACGUGUUUUGUUUAUAAAUCACAAAUAAAGUUUUCUUUCUUAAAUAUCUUAAGAGAA